This is a messenger RNA of Notechis scutatus (mainland tiger snake), 685 nucleotides long. The record is from RefSeq and is a predicted model, not a curated record. Lineage: Eukaryota; Metazoa; Chordata; Lepidosauria; Squamata; Elapidae.
GAGGAGUCCUUGAAUCUCAAAUAAAAUGUCUUCGUUCUUUGUUUCUCACCUGUGCAGCCCCUGUGUCCCUCUCUUUGAUUUCAAAAUCCUGUGGUACUUCUGACACUUGCCAUCUUAACUACGUGGAGACGAGUCCACAUAAUGAACUAACAGUGAAGACCAAAAGAACCUGCUGUACUGGGGAGGAAUGUAAAACUCUGCCACCGCCUGUGCUUGGACACAAAGUCAACCCACCCAACGGACUUCAGUGUCCUGGAUGCCUUGGAUUGUCCUCAAAAGAAUGCACUGAACACCUGGUUUCCUGCCGGGGAUCUGAAAACCAGUGUUUGUCUAUAAUUGGGAAAGAAUUUGGCCUUUUCUUCAGAGCAUUGUCUUAUAAAGGAUGUGCUACGGAGAGUCUGUGCACUUUAUUUGAGAAGAGGUUCUGGAAUGUUUUAGAGGAUGUUGAAGUAGACUUCAAAUGCACGCCAGCCCUCCCAAAGUCUUCCCAGUGAUGUACAACUGCAGGUCAAGGCCAUCGCUCCACCUUACUAAGAACUAAGGAGCCAACAUGGCUCAUUCUGUUUUAGUCAGCUUUCAACAGAAUCCUCGUUCUUCUGGAUGUGUCAAAGUUCCACACAAUUAAUGUGAAAAUUAACUGAGCCAUGGCUCAACCAAUAAAGCAGUAACUUUCAAAAGAAUUCCA